This is a messenger RNA of Neoarius graeffei (lesser salmon catfish), 2556 nucleotides long. RefSeq names its product prolyl 3-hydroxylase 2 (gene p3h2). Bases 194 to 2236 code for a protein of 680 amino acids. The record is from RefSeq and is a predicted model, not a curated record. Gene Ontology annotation, molecular function: protein binding; L-ascorbic acid binding; iron ion binding. Gene Ontology annotation, biological process: collagen metabolic process. The transcript has 15 exons. Gene Ontology annotation, cellular component: endoplasmic reticulum. NCBI's taxonomy places the organism in Eukaryota, Metazoa, Chordata, Actinopteri, Siluriformes, Ariidae.
GAGUUCGUUUCAUCCAGCAUUAGAUGGGACGUGACACAAAUGUCACCGGUUAUGGAUCAUCAAAAUGACCAACAGGGCGUUUGGGGUGGUGUGUGUUGCAUCUUGGGCUCAUAAUAUCAGUCGUAGUUCCGUCUAGGUUUCUAGACUGAGCCAAAGCUUUCUGGAAAGUUCCAUUGGCAUCUGAGCGCUGAAAAUGGUCGUCCGCUUUGUCCAAACCUGCGGGGCUUUAACACUCACCCUCCACACGCUCGUGUCGUUAUCAGCGGCCACGCUCGAGCCCUAUGACUCGCUUUACAGCAGCGGAGUGGAGGCUUUUCAGCGGGCUGAUUAUGCGAACGUCGUGCGGUACAUCGAGAAAGCGCUGGAGAAUUUCGCCCAAGUGCGCCAGACCAAAAUCCGGUGUGGACUCAAGUGCAGGGAUCAACACGAUCUCCGCGUGACUGACGCUGGGACUCAGAACGACCUACCGUUGUUUGAUGCGAUUUUGCGAAGAGCCGCUUGUCUCACCGACUGCAUCGAAAGAAAGCUCGGACCUCUUUCUGUGCAUCAAGUGAGUGCUGAUGUUAAUCAAGACUUCCACAGGAGAAUCCCAUACAACUACCUUCAGCUCGCGUACCUCAAGCUUAAGCAACCGGACAAAGCAGCAGCUGCUGCUCACACAUAUUUCCAGGCAAAUCCUGAGCACAUAGAGAUAAACUUGGAGCAGUACAAGGCACUGCAUGGCGUGGAAGAGAAGCACUUCAUUGACCGAGAAGCCCGUCCACAUCAGAGAGCCUUUGCUGCUGCAGUGCAACUGUACGGUAACGGCAACUAUGAAGCAUCCGUGACACUCUUUGAGGAGGCUUUGACUGAGUACUACAAGGCAGACACAGAGUGUCGAGAACUAUGUGAGGAACCGCAGCGCUUCAAGGAUGACGAUCAUGUACUCUACCGCUACACCAUCUCUGAGCUCAUCUCGGAUCAUUACACACAAGUCCUGAACUGCAAACAUGAGUGUGUGAGGGAGUUGGCGACACGCCCUGGCCGAAUCUCACCAAUGGAGAACUAUCUGCCGCUGCACUAUGAUUACCUGCAGUUUGCUUAUUUCCAGGUGAACAAUCUGAUGCAGGCUGUGUUCUGUGCUCUGAGUUACCUGCUGUUCCAUGAAGGAGAUGAGUUCAUGACUGAAAAUGUGGAGUACUACACUGAAAUGCUGGGACAUGGGGGACAGCCUCGCCAGGACGCUGUGCAGUAUUUGAAGAGACACAAGAAAGAGUUGGAGCUACUCCUCAUCGGCAGUAGCAAUAUGGGUGUUUCCUACAAAGAGGAGAACUACUGGAGCAGCUCAGGUGGAAGAGAUGAUGAAAACUGGAUCCCCUCGGGAACAGAUGGAUGGAUAGAGUAUGUGCCCAUAUCUAAGAAAAAGAACAGCUCAAUGGUCAUAAUGCAGCAGCUUCAAGAGGGAGGCUCUUUGUUGUACGACAGUAUUCGCCUGGUGCAGAACUCUGUUGCUCUUAAUGGAACGCAGAGGGUCCUCUUUGAUGACGUCAUUUCUGAAGAUGAGUGUUCUGAGCUGAGGCAACUGGCACUUAUUACAACAAGUGCUGGAGAUGGCUACAGAGGAAAGGUGUCCCCUCACACACCAAAUGAAAAAUUUGAAGGCACAACUGUGCUCAAAACCUUGAAGUAUGGUUAUGAAGGCCGUGUUCCUUUAAGGAGUGCCCGUCUCUUCUAUGAUGUCAGCGAGAAGGCCAGGAAGAUAAUUGAGUCCUAUUUCAUGUUGAAUUCCACUCUACAUUUCUCAUACACUCAUCUAGUGUGCAGGACAGCUCUCCCAGAUCAGCAGGAGCACAGGAAUGACCUUAGCCACCCAAUCCAUGCUGAUAACUGUCUUCUAGACCCUGAAGCCAAUGAAUGCUGGAAAGAGCCUCCUGCUUACACAUACAGAGACUAUAGUGCCCUUCUUUACCUCAAUGGGGAUUUUGAAGGUGGUGAUUUCAUAUUUACUAAAAUGGAUGCCAAAACCAUCACGGCUUCAGUGAAGCCAAGGUGUGGACGGAUGGUGGGUUUCUCCUCAGGUGGUGAGAACCCACAUGGUGUGCGUGCAGUCACAAGAGGGCAGCGCUGUGCUGUGGCACUCUGGUUCACCCUGGAUCCCCUCUAUAGAGAGCUAGAGAGGCUUCAAGCUGAUGAAGUGGUUCAAGCUCUCGAAAACCAGCACCAGUGGGAUCACAUCAACCAGAAAGACGAGUUAUAGUCCAAGAUCCAAUGACAGCAAGUCUGAGAUUCAGAGAAACAUUCAUUUCGAACAGUUACUAUUUAUUUUGUCUUAUGUGAUCAGAAUUCUUUUAUUUUUGUACUGUUUAUUGAUGUCUUCUUGUUCUGUGAUUCAGAUGGAGUUUUUAUGCAUAUCAGGUUACAUUUUGGUCAUAUCUUUCAAUAUCACCUUUAAAAUGCUGGUGCAUCCUGGAUAAUGCAGAGAUACUGUACAAGAUAAUAUACAAUGUAGAUACAGUGUUGCUUGAAACUUUGUGAACCCUUUCUAUAUUUCUGCAUAAAUAUGAACUAAAAUAUCAU